CAACACAGUCACACAGCAUCGGCUUCUUCUGGUUCCGGUGAUCCGCUCUGCGAUCACACAGCUACAGGUUAGCGGCGAAAGCAACCCAGGGCAAGCUGACAAUCGCUAAAAGUUAACCAUUAACCAGUUGUCUUGUAAUAAUUCGCAGAAAGCGAGGCAGCUGGUUUAAAAGAAGAAAAGGGGUUAGUCAUUGACGAGGCUGUUACUGCCGCUCUACUCGGAUAACAGCGUUAAUGAGGGCUUAUUUAAUAAUGCCGACCUGACACUAGGGCUAUAACAGCAGUUUAUGGGAGCUCUGAAACCGGUCAAUAAACAUUCAAAACGGGAUCUUUAUUAUUAUUAUUAUUAUUUUAAAAAAAGCUUCCACGUGUGUGUGUUUUUUUUUUUCUUUUAGCCGUACAACCAAAACAGUAUGGUCUAUGAUGCGAUACCUGGUGGACAGUAAAGCUACCGACCGCAUUCCCGUCCCUAAUUCGGUCCAAGCAAGCUACCCUGCCUCAAUCAGAACAAGACGAGUCCACUUCAGCAUGACGAGAAAACUCUGACUAAGGGAACCGAAAUCGAGAAGCUGUGCAAGAAAGAACAGGCAAGCAGGCGUGGGUGUCCGGCGGGUCUGCUGACAUGUCCGUGCCCUCACCGGUCCAAAUCAAGGAGGCUAACGCUCACCUCGCCGCGGUGCACCGGCGUGUGUCAGAGCUGGAGCGGCGGCUGGCGGCGGCGGAGAACACGGUUCGGGAACAGGCGGAGAGUCUGAUCCGAAAAGACGAGCAGCUGCGGGCUGCCGCUCAGGAAAUCACAGAGGCCAAGGACAGGGAAAUCGCCUUCUUGCAUGAAAAGCUGUGCAGCUCCGAGGAGACCAUUCAGAAGUUCCAGUGCGUCAUCAAAGAGAAAGAGGGUUUGAUCUUACAGCUGAGGCAUCGGAGCCAGAUAUUGAGCAACAUCUGCAAGAGCCGCCCCCUGCUGGACAGCAUGCUCUCCUACAUGGCAGAGGCGGAGCGGCUGGGCUCAGUGGCUGGUGGAGGGGACACGGUGAGAAGCAUGCCUGUGGCAGAUGAGCGGGCUCAUUCAAACUGCAGCUCCAACAGACUUGUGAACCACAAGGAUUUCUCACUGAGCGAGGAUGACAACGACGAGCAGGACCUGGAUGAAACCGUGUUCGGGACGACUGUAUAGAGUUGAGUGGGCAGGUGCUACCACUGCUACAGCUGGAGUCAAGGGUUUUGCAUCACCUAGAAUUCAAGGAUUGAGACAUAAUUAAACUGUAUGAACGUAAUUUAGAUCUUUUAUUUAUCAUGUAAUCAAAUAAACUAUACAAUUAUAUUGUAAAAGUCUGCUGGAAGCCAUAAUAGCAGCACAGUAUACCUAGACUUUGAAAUGCCACGUUUUUCAAUUGUCAGUUUUUCUUGACGUAUAUGGAAAACUGCAAAGCGGUGUGUAAUUCAACGUGCUAACGUCACAUUAUUCAGUCUCAUCUUUCAGCUUGAUGAAGCAAAAUGUGUUCGUUCUAGUGGGUGAUGCAAAACCUUUGGUAAAGCCCCUGUAGCUCUGAAGGGUCACUUGGGACCCUUGCACUCGGCUGUGCCCCACGCGCGGUGGAAAAUUCCCAGCCGAAUGCAGCUAGACCAGCAGCGUGUCUCGUGAGAAAACAAAAAAAGAAGUCUGUUGUGAGUCUGUCUUUCAGGAUUUUUUUUUUUUUUAAUCUAGUUCUAGCACACAAAGAAAGUUGCAAUUACUGUAUAUAAAUAUCUAUAUAUUUUAAUACAUUUUUUAAAAGCUUUGCUUAUUCCACUUAAAAGGGGGGGUUGGUAUUUUCAAUUGUGGUGCAUUCUAUAGCAGUUUGACAGCAGGAAUCUGUGUAGUUACAGCAGUACAAUUGAGUUUUUUCACUUUGUUUUGUGAAACCAGCCCUGCGUGUCUUUAUCCACACCACAGGCUGUUAUAACUGUUCAUUGCCAGCAGUUUUCUUUUUUUUAUCUUUGCAGACUGGUAGACUUCAGAUCUAGGUCUUAAAAGCACUUAUUUUGGUUAUAGGGAGUGGGUAAUGUAAACUAUAUUGUUGUUUUGUUUUAAAUAGUUAAAUAAAUAUAAAUACCAAUAAUAUAUAAAUAUACUCUGGGGGGAAAACUUGCACCAAUA
Polyodon spathula (Mississippi paddlefish) is the source of this 2136-nucleotide messenger RNA. Its product is annotated as vimentin-type intermediate filament-associated coiled-coil protein-like. The transcript is spliced from 2 exons. Lineage: Eukaryota; Metazoa; Chordata; Actinopteri; Acipenseriformes; Polyodontidae. The record is from RefSeq and is a predicted model, not a curated record. Bases 622 to 1173 code for a protein of 183 amino acids.